Molecule: messenger RNA, 552 nt
Organism: Fusarium pseudograminearum CS3096
Lineage: Eukaryota; Fungi; Ascomycota; Sordariomycetes; Hypocreales; Nectriaceae
Exons: 2
Coding region: 1-552 (183 amino acids)
Biological process (GO): carbohydrate metabolic process
Source: RefSeq, a predicted model, not a curated record
AUGAUGUUUACGUACUCGGAAAGCUAUGAAGACACCCCGGUGCUAAUCCCGUACCUCCGCCGGAAGGGGAUUCGGACCGACACAACAAAGUCUUUGAUUGGACCGCAAGACAUUUACAACCUCCAGGGCCAAGAAGGGAACUUGCGUUUGGGUUACUAUGAGGGCGAGGAUGAAGAGGAAGUCUAUAUGCCUUUCCAUUGGAGAACCUUCAGAUUUUUGAGACUUUGCAUCUGGGCGGGCUCUUCUGGCCUGACGUUACGUGGAAUUGAUAUUGAGACGGUCCAUUAUCCUUUCGAGGCUCUGUACGAUACAAGUAUACGAACACUGCAAAACUUCAUGCACGACUGCUAUGAGGAUUGUCCAUUCUACGAACAACUUCAGUACGCUAUGGAUACACGGAGUUCGUGUCUGUUCACAUACUAUAUUUCUGGUGAUGAUCGUCUGGCCAGACAGGCGAUAACACAGCUCCACAACCCUUUUCAACCUCGCAUCGGACUUACAGCAAGCCGAGCCCCUUCAAGCCAACUCCUUCCGAGGAGGCCAAGUCAUUGA